Cercocebus atys (sooty mangabey) is the source of this 1437-nucleotide messenger RNA. It is a transcript of the gene FANK1, whose product is annotated as fibronectin type III and ankyrin repeat domains 1. Lineage: Eukaryota; Metazoa; Chordata; Mammalia; Primates; Cercopithecidae. The transcript has 10 exons. Gene Ontology annotation, biological process: regulation of apoptotic process. The coding region runs from base 309 to 1334 and encodes 341 amino acids. Gene Ontology annotation, cellular component: nucleus. Gene Ontology annotation, molecular function: protein binding. The record is from RefSeq and is a predicted model, not a curated record.
AACAGUCUACCAUUCCUGGUGUUUGGUUUUAGUGGGCUGGGAAAAACAUGAGUUGUUCAACACCGAUGUCAUGAUGCAAGGACGUGAAGAUGUGAGUCAUGGUGACAUCCAUCAGCCAGAAUUGCUAGGAUUCAGUGAGAUGACUCACAGUAAGAGAAAUCACGCCACCCUCAAAGCCUCAUCCACCUGUCGUGGGCAAAGUGACUCAUCACAGCAUUGAAUUAUACUGGGAUCUGGAAAAGAAAGCCACACGCCAAGGACCUCAGGAGCAGUGGUUCAGGUUCUCGAUUGAAGAAGAAGACCCCAGAAUGCACUCUUACGGUAUCAUUUAUACGGGAUAUGCAACGAAGCAUGUUGUUGAAGGUCUGGAACCAAGGACGCUGUACAGAUUUCGCCUGAAGGUCACCAGCCCCUCUGGGGAGUGUGAGUACAGCCCACUCGUCUCAGUGUCUACGACCAGAGAGCCCAUAAGUAGCGAGCACUUGCAUCGGGCUGUUAAUGUGAAUGAUGAAGAUUUGCUUGUCCGAAUACUUCAAGGAGGCCAUGUUAAGGUUGAUGUUCCCAAUAAGUUUGGCUUUACCGCUCUGAUGGUUGCUGCCCAGAAAGGAUACACCAGGCUUGUGAAAAUCCUAGUUUCUAAUGGCACAGACGUGAAUCUGAAGAAUGGAAGUGGCAAGGACAGUCUAAUGCUGGCGUGCUAUGCGGGACACCUAGAUGUUGUGAAAUAUCUCCGAAGACACGGCGCUUCUUGGCAGGCUAGAGACCUGGGCGGCUGUACGGCUCUGCACUGGGCUGCAGAUGGAGGCCACUGCAGUGUGAUUGAGUGGAUGAUAAAGGACGGCUGUGAGGUAGACGUCGUGGACACUGGUUCAGGGUGGACCCCACUCAUGAGAGUCUCCGCGGUGUCGGGAAAUCAGAGGGUGGCCUCUCUUCUGAUUGAUGCUGGAGCCAACGUGAAUGUGAAGGACAGAAAUGGAAAGACGCCCCUUAUGGUGGCUGUGUUAAAUAAUCAUGAAGAGUUAGUUCAGUUACUUCUUGACAAAGGGGCAGAUGCAAGUGUAAAAAAUGAGUUCGGCAAAGGUGUCCUAGAAAUGGCCAGAGUUUUUGACAGACAGGUUGGGAUGCUCUUUCUGCCUAUCAAGGCUAAUUUUGUAGUCCUUCUAGACCCAAACCACCAAAACCCUGCAUUACAUUCUCCUGUCUGUUUUGUUUAUCCAGAGUGUAAUCUCCUUAUUAGAAGAAAGGAAAAAAAAGCAGAGGCCAAAGAAGUCUUGUGUCUGCUGAUGAGAGCACCACUCAUCUGCGAAAUGCACGUAAAACAAAGUGAACCGUGACUGUUAAACUAGGGAUGGGAAAUUCUGCAUCUUGGAGGGCUGUACGUUUAUUUAUUUAUUGAAGAUUUACUGAUCCCACUUUGAAAUACAUCUUUUUACCUAA